This is a messenger RNA of Struthio camelus australis, 3202 nucleotides long. NCBI's taxonomy places the organism in Eukaryota, Metazoa, Chordata, Aves, Struthioniformes, Struthionidae. The record is from RefSeq and is a predicted model, not a curated record.
UGGGUCCUGGCACGGGAUGACCCUCGGUCCUGGCGGAGGCUGGACCACCCAGGACCUGCCUGAACAGAGCCACCCUGCCCGGCCCUGGCACAGCGUUGCAGUGCAGGACGCGUGUCACCCACCAUCACCCCUCCUCUCUGGAGCCCUGCGGGCAGGGGGAUCAAGCUGAGUCCGUGCUGUACAGCCUGAGACCUCUGGGUGGCACCACUUAAUGGGGUGGUCAAGGCCUUGCAGCAUCCCAGGAGGGUCUUUUGCCAGCUGGUGCAUUUUUCUGAAGGGGAGCAUGACCAUGGCCACAGGGGGGAAAAACGGCGAGCCCAGUGUCCCUCGUUGUACCAACCGCCUGAUUAAUGAGAAGUCCCCCUAUCUCCUCCAACAUGCUCACAACCCCGUGGAUUGGUACCCUUGGGGCCAGGAAGCCUUUGAUAAAGCAAAGAAAGAAAACAAGCUGAUAUUUCUGUCAGUUGGCUACUCUACUUGCCACUGGUGCCACGUGAUGGAGGAGGAAUCCUUCAAGAACAAGGAGAUUGGUGAGAUUAUGAACAAGAACUUUGUGUGCAUAAAAGUGGAUCGCGAGGAGCGGCCAGAUGUGGACAAAGUGUACAUGACCUUUGUGCAGGCAACCAGCGGUGGAGGUGGUUGGCCAAUGAGCGUCUGGCUGACUCCUGACCUCAAGCCCUUUGCAGGGGGGACGUACUUCCCUCCUGACGAUCGAGUUUACCGUGUUGGCUUUCGGACUGUGCUGCUCCGAAUCGCAGACCAGUGGAAGGAGAACAAAGAUGCUCUGUUGGAGAACAGCCAGAAGAUCAUGGAAGCACUCCUAACCCAGGCUGAGAUCCGUGGCCAGGCCCAGGAGUCACCUCCGGCAUCCAAAGAGGUGAUGGCCACAUGUUUCCAGCAGCUCUCCAGCUCCUACGAUGAGGAGUACGGUGGCUUUUCGGAGUUCCCAAAGUUCCCCACCCCAGUGAAUUUGAAUUUCCUCUUCACGUACUGGGCCCUGCACCGAACGACUCCAGAAGGGGCCCGGGCACUGCAGAUGGCCCUACACACCCUCAAGAGGAUGGCCUACGGAGGCAUUCAUGACCACAUCGGUCAGGGGUUUCAUCGCUACUCCACUGACCAGCACUGGCACGUCCCUCACUUUGAGAAGAUGCUGUAUGACCAGGGACAGCUGGCAGCCGCAUAUGCCAGAGCAUUUCAGAUCUCUGGUGAUGAAUUCUUUGCUGAUGUUGCUGGAGAUAUUCUGCUCUACGUCUCCCGGGACCUGAGUGACCAGGCUGGAGGUUUCUACAGUGCAGAGGACGCGGACUCCUACCCGACCGCCACGUCCGAAGAGAAGCGAGAAGGGGCGUUCUGUGUGUGGGCAGCGGAGGAAAUACGGGCUCUCCUUCCUGACCCUGUUGAGGGGGCCACAGAAGGGACAACUCUGGGAGAUGUCUUCAUGCACCACUAUGGGGUGAAGGAGGAGGGCAACGUGAGCCCCAUGAAGGACCCCCAUAAGGAGCUGAAGGGCAAGAACGUCCUUAUUGUCCAAUCCUCCCUGGAGCUGACGGCGGCCCAGUUUGGGCUGGAGGUGGGGCGGCUCAGCGCCCUGCUGCGGGAUUGCCGAAAGGCUGUGACUCCCCAGCUGGUCCUUGCACCCCAGCCUCUCCCUGAGCCCGUCCCUGUGUCUGUGGCCUACGCAGGACUGAUGAUCUCAGGCUUUGCCCAGGCUGGUGCAACGCUAGCCAAGGAGGAGUACGUGAGCCGGGCUGUGCAAGCUGCCAGCUUUCUGCGGAGACACCUUUUCGACCCCACCAGCGGGAGGUUGCUGCGGAGUUGCUACAGGGGUAAAGACAACACAGUUGAGCAGAGUGCCGUGCCCAUCCAAGGGUUCCUGGAGGAUUACGUCUUUGUCAUCCAGGCUCUCUUUGACCUGUACGAGGCCUCGCUGGACCAGGGCUGGCUGGAGUGGGCCUUGCAGCUCCAGCACGUGCAAGAUAAGCUCUUCUGGGACCCCAAAGGCUUUGCAUAUUUCUCCAGUGAGGCCGGUGACCCCUCCCUGCUCCUCCGCCUGAAGGACGACCAAGAUGGAGCAGAGCCCAGUGCCAACUCUGUCACUGUCACGAACCUGCUCCGAGCGGCCUCUUACUCUGGCCACAUGGAGUGGGUGGAAAAAGCUGGGCAGAUCUUGGCUGCCUUCUCGGAGAGGUUGCUGAAGAUCCCGAUAGCCCUGCCGGAGAUGGCCCGGGCCAGCGCUGCCUUUCAUCACACCCUCAAACAGGUUGUUGUCUGUGGGGACCCACAAGGAGAAGACACGAAAGAUCUGCUUCGCUGUGUCCACUCUGUCUUCUGCCCAAACAAGGUAGAGGUGACAGCCCUGCCAGCCCUUGCCCUGUCCCACCUGCACAGCCUUUCUCUCUGGCCGCAGUCGCACUCAGUGCUGCCAGCUGGGUUGCUUGCAUUUUCAUCCUCUCUCCCAGUGCUGCUGUAGCAUCCAUCUUCCUCCUCUUUCCAUCUGUCCCACCUCCCUUCUCAGGAAUGUCCCAUGCUUCCCUUGUUGGUCAGCGCAGCCGGCGUGGGCCACCCCCUGCACACCUCUCCCCGGUGCAGACGGAGGGCAGUUCAGCCUCUUUCUGGCGGCCCAGCCCUGGGAUAGGAGUUGAUAUAGCAGUGUUUGCUGUCAGUCGUGUGUGUUUACACCGCUCUCAGCCUGGCCCAGUGCCCCCAGCACUGCUCUCCCAAGGGAAAACCCUUCGUUCCAGCGUGGAUGUGUCAUGCCCUGCGCUGAUCCAGCUCAUAUCUCGGUCACCUUCUGCCGGGGGAUGUUCUUACAUCGCUGGGAAGAAGCAAGCCAGUGCCUCGCUCCCUCUGCAUUAUGGGCUUGGGUAUCCCCUGGCCAGGAGGGGCUGGCUUCUCCAAAAAGGCUUUGCUCCGAGCCCGUAUGUGAUAAGCCACGCUGUGCUCAGCGUUGUCACGUGUGUAGCUGUGCUUGGCUGAGUCUCCGCUCAGGGACCUGUUGCCCAGUGCGUGCCCAACCAGGGCUGGGACGAGUGCUGGGCACCGCGGGGCCGAAGGGAGGACCCCCGGCUCUGCGGGAGGUGCGGAGGGGCCACGUUGCUGUGUGUGGGGAAGGAGCUGUUUGCUUCCUGCGGAGCUGGCAGGGAGCAGCAGCGCUGCAGCUGGCUCCCCAGCGCCCAUCGCGUUCAGCUGGCAGCGUCCC